Molecule: messenger RNA, 558 nt
Organism: Thyridium curvatum
Lineage: Eukaryota; Fungi; Ascomycota; Sordariomycetes; Thyridiales; Thyridiaceae
Exons: 2
Coding region: 1-558 (185 amino acids)
Biological process (GO): chromosome segregation
Cellular component (GO): kinetochore; Mis6-Sim4 complex
Source: RefSeq, a predicted model, not a curated record
AUGCCUCCAGCAGAGUCAACCCUUUUGAGCAACUACCUGCUCACGCCGGCCAAGCUCCCUGCUAUUGUGUCUCUCAAUGAGUUCAUUUCAAUGUUUCCGAAAUCCCAGCAGGCGUCUCCCCAGAUCCGAGCGCUGUACCGUGAUUUGCAAGCUCAGCUCAACGCUUCUGUGGAUUCGGUCGCCGCCAACAUUGAGGGCGAGUCAAAACGAGGCAAAGCUCUCCGUCGAGAGGUGACUAGGGCCAAGAAGGAGUCAUCGAAGGAGGAGCUGGAUGAUGAAAUGGAAAUAGAGAAGGCCCUCGCUGGGACCGCCUUUAGCAAUCACCAGCCCAGACACAAGCUCGGUACGGUCCUUCCCGAGCUGGAGACUGCCAUCAGCGACUUGGAGGACGAGAUCCAGGCCUUUCGCUCGGAUGAAGAAAAGCUGUUGCUCGCCGUGAGGCAGACCGUGGGCAAUCUGAGCGAUCUACGCUACGGAAAGUUGGCCAACAGCCAUCUGCGGGAUCAGGUCCUGGAAGGACUGGCGGAUGUGCAGGCAACGUGCAAGCGAAAACCAUGA